Messenger RNA from Oxyura jamaicensis (ruddy duck), 787 nucleotides. RefSeq names its product transmembrane protein 37 (gene TMEM37). The transcript is spliced from 2 exons. NCBI's taxonomy places the organism in Eukaryota, Metazoa, Chordata, Aves, Anseriformes, Anatidae. Gene Ontology annotation, molecular function: calcium channel activity; voltage-gated monoatomic ion channel activity. The record is from RefSeq and is a predicted model, not a curated record. Gene Ontology annotation, cellular component: membrane. Bases 135 to 728 code for a protein of 197 amino acids.
CCCGUCGGGGCCGCGCUGCUGCUGACUCAGCCGCGGGGGGGGGCCCGCAGGCGUGGCGGCCGCCUCCGGGGCCAUAAAGGGCCGCGGCCGGAGCCCGCCCCGGCCUCUCCUCGGCGCGAGGUGCCGCCGGCAGCAUGACGGCCAUCGGGGCGCAGGCGCAGAGGCUGCUGGCACACCGGAGACCGCAGAAAGCCUUCUUCGAGACGCUGAUCAGGAGCCUGAUCAUCCUGUGCGUGGCCAUCGCCGUCGUCCUCUCAUCCAUCUCCGUCUGCGAUGGCCGCUGGCUGCUGGCGAGGGGUGAGCUCUUCGGGCUGUGGCACUUCUGCACCAUCAGCAACGGCAGCGUCCUGAAGUGCAGCACCGACCUGGGCCUGGCCAACGUGGAGGGGCUGAGCGUGGGCAUGAUUCCCAUCAGGAGCAUGGUGUCCUUCGCCGUCGUGGUCGCUAUCUUUGGCCUGGAGCUGCUGAUGGUCUCCCAGGUCUGCGAAGACGCCAACUCGAGACGCAAGUGGUCGAUGGGCUCGGUCCUCAUCCUUGGCUCGUUUUUGCUGUCGGCCGCUGGGGUUCUGAGCUUCUCCAUCCUCAUGAAGGAUCACCUCACUUUCAUGGGCUUCACGCUGUCGUACUGGUGCGAGUUCAUCGCUGCCUUUCUCUUCUUCCUCAACGGGAUCAGCGGACUGCACAUCAACAGCAUAACGCACCCCAGGAACAGGGUAGGAAAAAUCUAGGUGCCGAGGGUGUACUCUGCCUUUGUGUAAUCAGCUUUGCCAAUUAGACUGGAAAAAAA